AACUACAUUUUCUUUCUUUCCGGAGUACAUGCUAUGUGUCAGGCACAAUUACUCUACAUGUCACUAGGAAUACAGAGAUCAUUAAGACACAGUCACCAUUGCUAAGAAGCCCACAUUUGACUGGGUACACAAAAAUUGUUUAAUUCUUAACAACCAUUUGAUGGCAGACGUAAGUAUUUGACUCCAAGUCCCCAUGCUCUUUUUACAUUCCAACAAUCGUCUCUUGGAUCUUUUCAUCACAUAGAGCAGAGAGAAAAAUUAAGCAACAAUUAAUAGCUGACUCUUUCUCAGCACCUACUGUGUGCCAGGCACAGUUUUCAUGGCCUACAGUUUUAUCUUAUUGAAUCCUUAACCAUUUUGCAGAAGAGAAAACUCGCUUACAUGUUUUCUUAGGCUUGCCCAAGGUCCACAGCUGCUAAAUUGCAGAGUCAAGGUUGGAACUCCAGAGCCUGUGUACAGUUAAAUGUCUACACAAAGUCCCAGGAAUAGUUAGGGCUUCCCAGGGAGGGCCCAUGAGUAUUCUGCUCACUAUAUCACCUUGGCCUAGCACAGGUGAGGGGCACUCAGUAUAUUUUAAUUAAAUCAGUGAAUAAAUGAAUGAAUUUACCAACCUGCUGGAAAUGAGGAGAAUGGAAACGUCUCCUGGAGAGAAUACUUGGGAACUCUAGAGUUUGCCCAUUCAUUCCUUCACUCCCUCUUAAACUCCUGCAUAAAGGACACUGCCCUCUGCCCACGACGGUGCUUAUGAUACAGACAGAGCCAAAGAUACAGGAGACACAGUUUUGAUCUUCAUUAUUCCCAACUGAAUGCUGCGUCCCAGGCACCCUAUCAUCUCACAGUAUUUACCACAACUACCCUAUGGGCUAAUCCUCUAUCUCUAUUUUACAGAUUUACAAUCUCAGAGUGGCAAAGUCUCCUUAGGCCAAGAUGGCUCAGCGGAUUCCACGGCAGCCAUCACAGGCUGAGCGUCGCAGUGCGAAGCAGGCGCGGCAGGGAGGCUGACUUCACGGGGAAACCACUCCCCAGCCAUCAUUCUGGGCCUUGCAAAUCCAACCCUCCUUUCUAAGAUCCCAGCCCGCCAUUCUACAGGCAAAUCCGCCGCAGCGUUCCAUCCCACCCGUGUAGCCAGCGCGACAUCCGCUGUCGACAACGUCAUUUCCGGCGCGACGGCCCCGGUGCAUCCGGUGUCUGGCGUAGGAGAGACUGCCUUCUUUCUCGGACUGUGAGUUGAGUUCGGUACGCUGGAAUCUUGGAGAGUGACUGGCCAUGUCACUGUCCCACUUGUACCGGGAUGGGGAAGACCGCAUUGAUGAUGAUGAUGACGAGCGGGAGAACUUUGAGAUCACCGACUGGGAUCUCCAGAAUGAGUUCAACCCCAACCGACAGCGCCACUGGCAGACCAAGGAAGAAGCCACCUACGGGGUGUGGGCAGAGCGAGACUCCGAUGAGGAGAGGCCCAGCUUUGGAGGCAAACGGGCCCGUGACUACUCUGCGCCAGUCAACUUUAUCAGCGCGGGGCUCAAGAAAGGGGCGGCAGAGGAGGCAGAGUUGGAAGAUUCUGAUGACGAAGAGACACCUGUUAAGCAGGAUGACUUUCCUAAGGAUUUUGGACCAAAGAAGUUAAAAACGGGUGGCAAUUUUAAGCCCAGCCAGAAAGGUUUUGCAGGAGGAACCAAAUCUUUCAUGGACUUCGGCAGCUGGGAAAGACACACGAAAGGAAUUGGACAGAAGCUUCUUCAGAAGAUGGGCUACGUCCCUGGACGGGGCCUCGGGAAGAAUGCACAAGGUAUCAUUAACCCAAUCGAAGCCAAGCAGAGAAAAGGAAAAGGUGCUGUGGGAGCUUAUGGAUCCGAGCGUACCACGCAGUCCAUGCAAGACUUCCCUGUGGUUGACUCAGAAGAAGAAGCUGAAGAGGAGUUUCAGAAGGAGCUGAGCCAGUGGAGGAAAGACCCAAGUGGAAGCAAGAAGAAGCCCAAAUACUCUUACAAGACUGUGGAAGAGUUGAAGGCCAAGGGCAGGAUUAGCAAGAAGCUCACUGCUCCCCAGAAGGAGCUUUCUCAAGUCAAGGUCAUCGACAUGACAGGCCGAGAGCAGAAGGUCUAUUACAGCUACAGUCAGAUCAGCCACAAGCACAACGUUCCCGAUGACGGGCUGCCGCUGCAGUCCCAGCAGCUGCCGCAGUCUGGCAAAGAGGCCAAGGCCCCGGGCUUCGCGCUGCCCGAGCUGGAGCACAACCUGCAGCUGCUCAUCGACCUCACCGAGCAGGAGAUCAUCCAGAAUGACCGGCAGCUACAGUAUGAGCGGGACAUGGUGGUCAACCUCUUCCAUGAGCUGGAGAAGAUGACCGAGGUCCUGGACCAUGAGGAGCGCGUCAUCUCCAACCUCAGCAAGGUCUUGGAGAUGGUGGAGGAGUGCGAGCGGCGGAUGCAGCCCGACUGCAGCAACCCCCUCACCCUGGACGAGUGCGCCCGCAUCUUUGAAACCCUGCAGGACAAGUACUAUGAGGAGUACAGGAUGUCUGACCGUGUGGACCUCGCCGUGGCUAUCGUCUAUCCACUCAUGAAGGAGUACUUCAAGGAGUGGGAUCCCCUCAAAGACUGCACUUAUGGUACCGAGAUCAUCUCCAAAUGGAAAAGCCUCCUAGAGAACGACCAGCUCUUGUCCCAUGGCGGACAGGACCUCUCAGCAGAUGCCUUUCACAGGUUGAUAUGGGAAGUCUGGAUGCCUUUCGUUCGAAAUAUCGUCACCCAGUGGCAGCCAAGAAACUGUGACCCGAUGGUGGACUUUCUGGAUAGUUGGGUGCACAUUAUUCCUGUGUGGAUCUUAGAUAACAUACUGGACCAACUCAUCUUCCCCAAGCUGCAGAAGGAGGUGGAAAACUGGAACCCACUCACAGACACUGUUCCCAUCCACUCUUGGAUCCACCCAUGGCUGCCCCUCAUGCAGGCACGGCUGGAGCCGCUGUAUUCUCCCAUCCGUAGCAAGCUGUCCAGCGCCCUGCAGAAGUGGCACCCCAGUGACUCCUCUGCAAAGCUCAUCCUCCAGCCCUGGAAGGACGUCUUCACUCCUGGCUCCUGGGAAGCAUUCAUGGUCAAAAACAUAGUGCCCAAGCUGGGGAUGUGUCUUGGUGAGCUAGUCAUUAACCCCCACCAGCAGCACAUGGAUGCUUUCUACUGGGUGAUCGACUGGGAAGGAAUGAUCUCUGUCUCUAGCCUGGUGGGACUUCUUGAAAAGCACUUCUUCCCCAAGUGGCUGCAGGUGCUGUGCUCCUGGCUCAGUAACAGCCCAAAUUAUGAGGAGAUCACCAAGUGGUACCUGGGUUGGAAGUCUAUGUUCUCAGACCAAGUGCUGGCACAUCCAUCUGUCAAGGACAAAUUUAACGAAGCACUUGAUAUCAUGAACCGGGCGGUGUCCUCCAACGUUGGGGCCUACAUGCAGCCGGGAGCACGGGAGAACAUUGCCUAUCUCACCCACACGGAGCGGAGGAAGGACUUCCAGUACGAGGCCAUGCAGGAGAGGCGGGAGGCCGAGAACAUGGCCCAGAGGGGCAUUGGUGUGGCCACCAGCUCUGUGCCCAUGAACUUUAAGGACCUCAUUGAGACCAAGGCUGAGGAGCACAACAUUGUCUUCAUGCCCAUCAUUGGGAAGCGACACGAAGGGAAGCAGCUCUAUACCUUUGGCCGCAUUGUGAUCUACAUCGACCGGGGAGUGGUCUUUGUCCAGGGCGAGAAGACCUGGGUGCCCACCUCACUGCAGAGCCUGAUCGAUAUGGCCAAGUGAACUGUGGCAGGUCCAGAGACUUGUACCUGAGCGGCAUGUGUUGUGAAUAAACAAUAUUUUAGAUCACCUUCAAAA
Sapajus apella (tufted capuchin) is the source of this 3855-nucleotide messenger RNA. It is a transcript of the gene TFIP11, whose product is annotated as tuftelin interacting protein 11. NCBI's taxonomy places the organism in Eukaryota, Metazoa, Chordata, Mammalia, Primates, Cebidae. Gene Ontology annotation, molecular function: nucleic acid binding. The record is from RefSeq and is a predicted model, not a curated record. The transcript has 13 exons. Gene Ontology annotation, cellular component: U2-type post-mRNA release spliceosomal complex. The coding region runs from base 1267 to 3780 and encodes 837 amino acids. Gene Ontology annotation, biological process: spliceosomal complex disassembly.